Salvelinus namaycush (lake trout) is the source of this 1005-nucleotide messenger RNA. RefSeq names its product homeobox protein Hox-C10a-like. Gene Ontology annotation, cellular component: nucleus. The record is from RefSeq and is a predicted model, not a curated record. Gene Ontology annotation, biological process: regulation of transcription by RNA polymerase II. Lineage: Eukaryota; Metazoa; Chordata; Actinopteri; Salmoniformes; Salmonidae. The transcript has 2 exons. Bases 1 to 1005 code for a protein of 334 amino acids. Gene Ontology annotation, molecular function: DNA-binding transcription factor activity, RNA polymerase II-specific; RNA polymerase II cis-regulatory region sequence-specific DNA binding.
AUGUCAUGCCAGGAUAACAUUGCUGCCGGUCAUUUCCUGAUGGAUUCUUUGAUGGGAGGAUCAUCAUCUUCCUAUAGAGGCGAGGGCUACUCCAGCAGCAUCCCAGGAAUGUACAUCCACUCGGCUGCAUCUGAGUAUGGAUGCUCAAUGAUGAGACAUUUUGGAGUAGUUGGAUCGCCCCUUCCCAAAAAAGACGAGGUUCCUCCGAGUAGCCACCCUCUCGGCUCCUACCAAGAUGCGCUUUACCUGUCAUCCCAACUGGGCACUUGGACCUCAGUUCCUAAAACUAACAGUGACGAGCAACCUGUUGCCCAGUCCAGUUUACAACCGUGUUCGUUUCCAAUCGACAACGUCAAAAAGGAGGCGUUCUGUUGUCUGUAUCAGGGUGACAGUAGCAGCAGGGCUAAUACGGACAAUACAGAGUCGGCUACUUACAUUCGGCUUGGGAACAAUAGCAGCAGCCAGACGGACCAAACCGCUGUCUCGGAGGUGUCCGAAUGUUAUGGAGGAGUAAGACGGGUAUACUCCGGAGAGAGCAGGGGACAGCGAGAGGCGCAGUUCGGGACAGGCUCUGCGUCUUUGGCCCCGGUGACGACAUCUGUUGAAUCACCAAGAGAAUCAACGGUUAACAAAUCUACGCAGGAAAAAGUUAGCGAGGAAACGGGCCUCGAAGAGGAAGAACAGCGAAAGCGCAAGAAAGAAGAGAGAGCAAAGACUGACAGUUAUGAUUUUACAUUGGAAAAUGCUCCAGGAAACUGGUUAAAAGCCAAAAGUGGACGGAAGAAGAGAUGCCCGUACACGAAGCAUCAGACACUCGAGCUGGAAAAGGAGUUCUUGUUUAACAUGUAUCUGUCUCGCGAGCGCCGCCUGGAGAUCAGUAAGAGUAUCGAUCUGACCGAUAGACAGGUAAAGAUCUGGUUCCAGAACCGAAGGAUGAAGCUCAAGAAACUCAAUAGUGAAAGUCGGGGUCGCGAUCAUCUUAUGGCGGCCUACAACUUCACCUGA